GGCUUAAAAAACGCUACAUCUGCAAGACUGUGCUAGGAAAGUAAAUCUCAUUUCGGGAAUUAAAAUCUUGCAUAAUAAUUUUGUGUUGGCCCGGACACUCAUAUUUUAAUGGAAUGUCACAUAUAGCGUAUUUUGACGGAUUCCUGUUUGGAGCAUGCAUCAGGUCAAGAAAGCAACAGGACACAAGCAACGUUGUUGCUAGUUAUGUAUUAAUCAUACCUAAUCAUAUCUUCGACACACUUCCAAAUUAGAGCAAACAAUAGAGUCAAAUUAAAGAGAAAUUAGACAAGUAAUCUAAUGUAAUUAAAUUAAUAAUCUAGAUUAUCCCCAUAAGUAAAUUCAAACAUUAAGCAGUUUUGUCUGACUUUUGACCCCAAAAAAAAAAAAAAAAAGCAGUUUUGUUUGAAUUUUUUGUACUCGUUUGUUACAACUUACAUGUUAUAAUUGUUGGUUGCAGGUUUUCUUCUCCUUUUUCUUUAACGGAUAACUCUGGCUCUGCUUCAAAAUUUGAGUUUUAAUGGAGUUCUCAAGUAUCCAUAUUAGCAUGUGGUUUAUAUUCGUGCAACUCUUUCUCUUUAGCUCCAACUCCACCUCCUCGUCCGGUCUACCAGGAAAUGAGGUGGAUAGGCUGUCGUUGCUUGCCUUUAAAGCUGAAAUCGUGAACGAUACACGAGGCAUCCUUAGCUCCUGGAAUGAAUCCCUCGACUUCUGCGAGUGGCGAGGCAUUACUUGCGGGCGAAGGCACCGUAGAGUCACGGUAAUGGACCUCCGAUCAUCCGCGCUGGAAGGUCAGCUGUCCCCCAACAUUGGAAACUUGAGCUUCCUCAGGACACUGCGCCUUGAAAACAAUAGCUUCGGCCACACCAUUCCUUCAGAAAUUGGUCGUUUGUUCCGCCUGCAACGAAUACGCCUUCACAACAACUCCUUCAACGGCGCUAUUCCAUCCAACAUAUCACGUUGCUCCAACCUCCAAUACCUUCUCUUAUAUGGAAACAAUCUUAGUGGCAAACUUCCGACUGAAAUUGCCUCAUUGUCCAAGCUUCGGGUACUUGAUUUAGGAAGUAUAAACCAACUUCGCGGAACCCUUCCUCCUAGCUUGGGCCACACUAUAUUUCCAAACAUCAAAAAGUUUUAUUGCCAUAUGAACCAAUUCAGUGGACCGACACCAGUUUCAGUCGCCAAUGCCUCAAACCUUAUGCGAUUUGUGAUCUUAGACAACAAGUUUACAGGCAAGGUGCCUAGACUGGCAGGCAUACCACUGAAGUCAACAUCAGGAUCAUCAUUGGGGGUUUCACUUUUGAAAUUGUCCUACGGAGAUCUCCUUAAAGCAACUGAUGGGUUCUCCUCAGCCAAUUUGAUUGGUGCUGGUAGUUUUAGAUCCGUAUAUAAGGGAAUACUCGAUCAGCAUGAAGGAAGAGUUGUUGCAGUGAAAGUACUCAAUCUUCAAACUUCAAGAGCCUCCAAAAGUUUCAUUGCUGAAUGUGAAGCUCUGAGAACCGUUAGGCACCGAAAUCUUGUCAAGCUACUGACUGCCUGUUCAAGCAUUGAUUUUCAAGGGAAUGACUUCAAAGCUUUGGUUUAUGAUUUCAUGGUGAACGGAAGCCUCGAAGAAUGGCUGCAUAAUUCAGCUCAACAGGGCGACAAUCCAACCAAUCUGCAGAAAAAUUUGGAUCUUAUUCAGAGAGUAAACAUUGCAAUCAACAUAGCAAGUGCUCUGGAUUAUUUGCACAACGGCUCUGACAUGCCAAUAGUUCAUUGCGAUUUAAAGCCGAGCAACAUUCUCUUGGAUGGUGACAUGACUGGAUGUGUUGGUGAUUUUGGUUUGGCAAGGUUCCUCCCAGAUGCUUCUCGUCCAUUUUCUGCACAAGAAAGCUCUUCCAAUGCAAUAAAAGGCACCAUAGGCUACACUGCCCCAGAGUACGGCAGUGGAACUGCAGUGUCAACAUAUGGUGACGUGUAUAGCUUCGGAAUCCUGUUACUGGAGAUGUUAACAGGCAAGAGGCCGACUGAUGACAUGUUUAAAGAUGGUCUGGACCUGCACAACUUUGUCUUGACGGCUCUGCCCGAACGUGUGAAAGAAAUAUGCGAUCCCCGGCUCCUUCACACAGAAGAAAGUGGAAUUACCACUGCCACGGACAACAGGGGCUAUCUGGGCCAAGAUGAUCAAAGGCAAAGAGCUGACGAGUGCUUGAUUUCCCUUGCAAGAAUUGGAGUUGCUUGUUCUGCAGCAAUGCCGCGAGAGCGAAUGGACGCGAGCAAUGUUGUAGCUGAAUUAUGUCGAACAAAGGAUGUACUCGUUGGAACCAGAAUGCCGAGAGAGCGUCCAUGACCGCGCGG
This is a messenger RNA of Pyrus x bretschneideri (Chinese white pear), 2337 nucleotides long. Its product is annotated as putative receptor-like protein kinase At3g47110. The transcript has 4 exons. NCBI's taxonomy places the organism in Eukaryota, Viridiplantae, Streptophyta, Magnoliopsida, Rosales, Rosaceae. Gene Ontology annotation, biological process: protein phosphorylation. The record is from RefSeq and is a predicted model, not a curated record. Bases 518 to 2329 code for a protein of 603 amino acids. Gene Ontology annotation, molecular function: protein binding; protein kinase activity; ATP binding.